Molecule: messenger RNA, 723 nt
Organism: Rotaria socialis
Lineage: Eukaryota; Metazoa; Rotifera; Eurotatoria; Philodinida; Philodinidae
Source: the annotation of a GenBank genome assembly
AUGCGUUUCUUCAAGAAAAAAUCGGUGUCACCAGUGAUACCACAAGAAACAUCUAAUCAAAUUAUACUAGAAGAACAUGGAUCCCGUCCGAUUUCUGCUCAUACCAGAGUAUCACAUCAGAUUGUUGAUGUCCCAGCCGGUGAACAUGUAAAAUUCUCUAAACUACUGAGUUGUUGUCAGAGAUGUUUCACAAAAGAAAAUCUUAAAGAACAAGCUUUAUUAAUUGGAACGAUUUCGGCUGUUGUACUUGGUAUUGGAAUUGGAAUCGCUCUUCGAACUCUCAAAUGUCCUAAAAACGAACGUGUUGAUGGAUGUCGUAUUACAAAAGAAGAUAUAACUUAUAUUGAUUUUCCAGGGCUAAUCUUUGUCAAUAUACUUAAAAUGUUGAUACUGCCAUUGAUUGUUUCAAGUAUUAUUUCAUCUUUAGCUCAACUCGAUGGACAAUCUGCCGGGAAAAUGGGUAUUCGAGCAUUAGUAUAUUAUUUGGGAACAACAUUACUUGCAGCUAUUCUCGGUAUUAUUCUUGUAUUAACUAUACGACCGGGAACACGUGGUGGCGCAGUAGAAAUAAAUCCUAAUUCAAAAGCAGCCGAAGGUCGAACGAUUGAUACAGUUUUAGAUUUAUUCAGAAAUCUAUUUCCCGAAAAUAUUGUAGAAGCUACAUUUCGUUCCGCUGGUACUGAUCUUAAAGUAAAUAGAACGUUUUAUUUCCAACGCCAAUGA